AGAAGAAAACACAAGCAACAGCGGUAUCGAUUGAAGAAAUUUCCUCUCUUUUUAAGCGGAAUCAGCCGAAGCUAUCACCACCGUUCAACUCGACCAUGGAUUAUUUGCAGAAGCAAUCACCAUCGUUCAACUUGACCAUAGAUUAUUUGUAGAAGUAAUCACCGUCGUUCAACUCGACCAUGGAUUAUCAACAGAAGAAAUCAUCACCGUUCAACUCGUUCAUGGAUUAUCAACAGAAGCUAUCACUGUCGUUCAACAAGUGGUCUGAUUCAAAGGUUAGCAGAAAGUAUAUUGACGAUGAUGUUGCCUUCCAUGUUCUUUCAAAACUCCCCAUUAAAUCAUUGAAGCGUUUUGGUUGCGUACGCAAAUCAUGGUCCAUUUUAUUUGAAAAUUCUCAUUUCAUCAAUAUGUUUCGCAACCAUUUCAUUUCUCAUAGCAAUUCCGACGAUCAUCAUACAUAUCUCCUCAUAUUUAAACGUGAUUGUGCUGAUCGUUACCAUCCUGAAUUGCAUUUGCUCGAUAGUAGAAUCAAAUUAACUUUGCCACCUCCAUUUCAAGAGGUUGACCUUUAUCUUAAUAUUUUGGGAAAAACAAGUGUUAACGGUAUUUUUUGUAUCGGGAGAAAUUAUGAAGGGGGAGAUUCUAAUAAGGUCAAAUAUGUAUUGUGGAACCCAGCUAUCGAAGAAUUCGUUGUCAUUCCUCCUAGCCCCGAUGAGCUUGUACCAAAACACCCCCGCCUUCGCGUGUUUCAUGACUUUCAUGGGUUUGGUUAUGACCAAGUAAGAGAUGACUUUAAGGUGAUUCAAUAUGUAACAUUUGAUAGCUCAAGUUGUAAUGACUAUGACCCUGAUUCUCCUCCACCACAAGGUAUAAUGUAUUUCUCCUUUUUUGAGAUAUAUAGUCUAAGAAAUAAUUCUUGGAAGAUACUCCACAUGGACGAUAUGGCUAACUGGUAUGUUGGUAAUGCAUUUUAUGGGGAGGAAUUGUACAUGAAUGGUGCAUGUCAUUGGUUGGUUACGGGUAGACACGAUCAAAUAUUUAUGAUGUCAUUUGACAUGAGUCAUGAGGUGUUCUUUACAACACCCAUUGAUGAAAGAUCUGAUUUGGAUGAUGGACACUUGACGGCGUUAAAUGGAUCAAUUGCUUUUAUCAUAAAUCAUGACAAGAAUAAUAUUUUUCACAUAUCUAUUCUGGGUGAACUCGGUGUGAAAGAAUCAUGGAUCAAACUAUUUAUUUGUGGUCCCAUGCCUUCCAUUGACUGGCCCCCAAUUGGAUUUGGGAAGAAGGGAUACAUAUUUUUUAGAAAAAUAGAUGAUGAGCUAGCCUAUGUUGAUUUGAGCACCCAAAUAAUUGAGGAGCUUGGGAUUAAAGGAGAAGAUUAUUGUUGUUAUAUCGGACUUUACAAGGAAAGUCUUCUUUCGAUUGGAGGAUCAAGUAACUAGUUUUUUUUUUCUCUUUUUGUUUUCACCCGGAGGUAUAUUGCUAUGGUUAUUAGGUUUUUUACCAUGUAUACAAAGUGAUUUGUCAACUUCAGAAAU
Messenger RNA from Lathyrus oleraceus (garden pea), 1538 nucleotides. Its product is annotated as F-box only protein 8. Gene Ontology annotation, molecular function: protein binding. The transcript has a single exon. Bases 180 to 1442 code for a protein of 420 amino acids. Lineage: Eukaryota; Viridiplantae; Streptophyta; Magnoliopsida; Fabales; Fabaceae. The record is from RefSeq and is a predicted model, not a curated record.